CUCACCCUCUUCAACAGCAACGUCGUCACCAGACUCAAGUCAGAGCAUGGUUACCUUGGAAAUUGAGAGACCGUAUUCUGACACCCAAUCGACGUCUGAUGAGCAUCAGAUGCUCCACGAGGCGCCCUCCUUGUUCAUCCCACAUGGCGAGGAGGGCGACUCUCCACCCUUGGAGAAUUUCGAGGAUGCCAAACGUAUGUUCUAUGUAGAAUCAGUUAAAUUAUGGUCUAUUGCAGCCCCCAUUGCCUUCAACAUCCUGUGUAACUACGGCAUCAAUUCGUUCACGAGCAUCUUCGUCGGGCACAUUGGAGAUCUUGAGCUCUCCGGUGUGGCCAUUUCUCUGUCUGUCAUUGCAAACUUUUCGUUUGGAUUCUUGCUUGGCAUGGCUAGUGCACUGGAGACGUUGUGUGGGCAGGCGUAUGGAGCCGGAGAAAUAGAUAUGCUCGGAGUUUAUAUGCAACGAUCGUGUCUUAUUCUCACCGGGGCCUGUGUCUGUCUGUUGCCGAUUUACAUCUUCUCGAAACAAUUGCUGAAGCUACUAGGCCAAAGGCAUGAUAUUGCUGAUAUAGCCGGAAAAUUUUCUGUCUAUAUAAUACCUCAGAUGUUUUCUCUCGCUGUAAACUUCACCACGCAGAAAUUCCUACAAGCUCAGAGCAGGGUAGCAGUUCUAGCGUGGGUCGGAUUCUUUGCCUUUGUUUCGCACAUAGGUUUGCUAUUCUUGUUUAUCAGUGUGUUCAAAUGGGGCCUUGCCGGUGCAGCUGUCGCCUAUGAUAUAUCUGCGUGGGGAAUCGCUCUGGCUCAGGUGGCUUACAUUGUCGGCUGGUGCCACGAUACUUGGAACGGCUUGUCUUGGCUCGCCUUCAAAGGGAUUUGGGAUUUUCUGAAACUCUCCGUCUCUUCUGCUGUCAUGCUCUGCUUGGAGAUUUGGUACUUCAUGAGCAUAAUCGUCCUUACAGGCCAUCUUGAGGAUCCUGUGCUGGCCGUCGGAUCCCUUUCCAUUUGCAUGAAUCUCAAUGGAUGGGAAGGCAUGCUAUUUAUCGGGGUGAAUGCAGCAAUAAGCAUUCGUGUAUCCAACGAGCUUGGAUCCGCACACCCGAGGGCUGCAAAGUUCUCUGUGUAUGUGACCAUCAUCGAAUCUCUCGUCAUAGGGCUGUUGUGCAUGGUGAUCAUAAUAGCAACGAAGGAUGAUUUCGCCAUCCUUUUCACCAACAGCAAGCCGAUGCAGAAAGCUGUAGGCGAUUUGGCGUAUCUCCUUGCUGCAACCAUGUUGCUCAACAGCAUCCAGCCAGUUAUAUCAGGAGUUGCCGUUGGAGGAGGAUGGCAAGGUCUGGUUGCUUUCAUUAAUCUCACUUGUUAUUACAUCAUAGGUCUGCCUUCUGGAUUUCUUCUUGGUUAUAAAACAAAUUUGGGUGUUCAGGGAAUUUGGAUGGGGAUGAUAUUUGGGACUUUUCUACAAACCAUAAUUUUACUGCUGAUUGUGUGGAGAACUAAUUGGAAUGAGGAGGUGGCUCAAGCAUCACAGAGAAUGCGCAGAUGGAGUGGCCAAACAUAGCCAGAAUAUAUAGAAUUAGAAAAAGCAAGACUCGUGAUACUGAGAUUUGUUCAACAUGGCUAUUCUGUAUCGGGUCGUUUCACGGGUCAAGAUUCGUAUUGUCAUACUCAUAUUCGGAUCAAUCGUGAAAAAUACAUGUGUCAAGAUUCGUAUGGCCGUACUCUUAUUCGGAUCAAUCGUGAAAAUUACAAAUAUACCAUCGGAUAUUAGUUUUUGGUAAUAUUUACUUCCGGAAUAUAAGUAGUUUUGGUGUU
Messenger RNA from Salvia miltiorrhiza (redroot sage), 1806 nucleotides. RefSeq names its product protein DETOXIFICATION 34. The coding region runs from base 47 to 1552 and encodes 501 amino acids. NCBI's taxonomy places the organism in Eukaryota, Viridiplantae, Streptophyta, Magnoliopsida, Lamiales, Lamiaceae. Gene Ontology annotation, biological process: xenobiotic detoxification by transmembrane export across the plasma membrane. Gene Ontology annotation, molecular function: xenobiotic transmembrane transporter activity; antiporter activity. Gene Ontology annotation, cellular component: membrane. The transcript has 7 exons. The record is from RefSeq and is a predicted model, not a curated record.